Eupeodes corollae is the source of this 2396-nucleotide messenger RNA. It is a transcript of the gene Ir40a, whose product is annotated as ionotropic receptor 40a. The coding region runs from base 33 to 2363 and encodes 776 amino acids. The record is from RefSeq and is a predicted model, not a curated record. NCBI's taxonomy places the organism in Eukaryota, Metazoa, Arthropoda, Insecta, Diptera, Syrphidae. Gene Ontology annotation, molecular function: ligand-gated monoatomic ion channel activity. Gene Ontology annotation, cellular component: membrane. The transcript has 10 exons.
AUGCCAAUUUUUUCAGGUAGUUAAUAACUGUUAUGAAAGGUUCAUCUCAGAGUUCGAAGGAGUACAAGAACGCAACGUUGGUUACCAUGAAAUGCUUUUUUGUUUUAAUUUUCUUAUUUUCGAAAUCAAGUGGCUUUUUGAAUGGAACUUAUUUUAAUAAUUCUAGUGAAGUUUCCACCGGUUUAGCAGAAACAAUCAAUGGACUGAAACCUCCGCAAUUAGCAAUAUUCAUAGAUUGCACAUAUAACUUUGGUGAAAUAGACGACUUUUUGCAUUUAAUACACAUGCGAUAUUACAAGUCUUUGAUUUUCCACGACGUUGAGCUCUAUUUUCAGUUCAUUGAAAAAAGUAUUCGUAGUUCGAUUGAGAGUUUCAGUUUAAUAUUUGGUGAGCCGUUUGAUUUGGUGAAAACAAUUAAAAGGCGGAAGCUUGCCCAUCGACUGAAUUUGUUUAUAUUUUAUUGGGGAGCAAAACGAGCCCCAAAGAAUUGUGAAGUUAAAUUUGAGGAACCAAUGCGAGCGGUUGUAAUUACACGGCCAAGAAAAAAAGCUUUUCGGAUUUACUACAAUCAAGACACACCUACGGAAUCAGGAACAUUAAAGUUGGUAAAUUGGUUCGACGCCGAAAGUCUUGGACUAUAUCACACGCCUCUACUGCCAUCUUCCACUAAAGUUUAUUCGAACUUAGCCGGGAGAGUACUGCGCGUUCCGGUUUUUCAUUCUCCUCCUUGGUUUUGGGUGAAUUACGAAAACGAGAACGAAACUGCAAAUUAUUUAUUUGACGACUGGGAAUACGAUACAGAUUUGAGUUUGGAAGCUUUUCCUGAUUACAAGGAAGUCAAUGUGACGGGUGGAAGGGAUCAUCGGCUGUUAUCCUUACUGGCUAGCAGUAUGAAUUUUAAUUUUAUUUACAUUGAUACUCCAGGCAGAACUCAAGGUUCUUUGAGGACCGAUGAUGAAAGCAAUACAUCUUUUACUGGUGGCAUAGGACUUUUACAGCAACGGAAAGCUCACUUACUUCUUGGUGAUGUUAGUCUUAGUUGGGAACGAAGACGUGCUGUGGAGUUUUCAUUUUUUACUUUAUCGGACUCUGGAGCUUUUGUUACACAUGCUCCACGUCGAUUAAAUGAGGCUUUGGCGGUCUUGAGACCUUUCAAAAGGGAUGUAUGGCCUUUUCUUAUACUAACUCUUGUUCUAUCAGGACCAAUAUUGUACAUGAUCAUUGCAAUUCCAUACAAGUUCUCAUUUAAGAAAAAAAGACUCGGUAGAAUACAUUUUUAUGCUGAUUAUUUAAAUGAAAUAACCCCUAUAAGACCGGCAUUGAAAAUGACUUCUGAUAUUAUAAAUCAGGAGCAAAAUGAAGUCAUGCCAAAGAAUUUAUUGGAACGAUGUAUAUGGUUUACAGUUCAAUUGUUUUUAAAACAAUCAUGUUCCGAACCUUAUAACGGAUAUAGAGCUAAGUUUCUGAUGAUUGUGUUUUGGAUAUCUGCUACUUAUGUCCUGGCUGAUGUUUAUUCUGCCCAACUUACCUCGCAAUUCGCUAGACCAGCUCACGAACAACCUAUUAACAAUUUACAAAAGCUACACCGAGCUAUACUAAGAGAAGGGUAUCGACUGUAUGUGGAAAAGGAUAGUUCAUCGCUGGAGAUGCUCCAGAAUGGAACUGAAAUAUUUCGGAAUUUAUACGCGCUUAUGAAAAAGCAAACGGAUUACGAAGGCUAUUUGAUCGAUUCAGUUGAAUCAGGAAUUAAGCUCAUUGCUGAUGGUUUGGAGAACAAAGUGGUGAUGGGAGGUCGAGAGACUCUUUACUUUAAUAUGAAGCAAUUCGGAUUUAAAACGUUUCAACUAAGUCAAAAACUAUACACUCGAUACUCGGCCGUCGCUGUUCAACUUGGUUGUCCGUUUCUUGAUAGUCUUAACGAAGUAUUAAUAAGGCUCUUCGAAGGUGGAAUUCUUGAAAAAAUGACUAACGCUGAGUAUGAAGCCCUUUCCCGAUUAGUUGAUGUGAAUGGAUUGACGAAUAAGUUCGAACAACAAGACGGUGUAAACAGCAACGCUGCCGCCGCCACCACUGACAACAACAAAGAAAACAAAAAAUUUAAAAACCAGAGCUCUGAUUACAUAAUACAGCCAAUAAAUUUGCGAAUGCUACAAGGAGCUUUUAUAGCGCUUGGUUUUGGAUGGGGACUAGCUGUUGGAAUAUUUCUCUUGGAAUUCUUCUUCGGCAACCAAUAUUUUUCCGUAUUGAAAAGAUUGAAUGGAUGCUUUCAACAACUAUGUCGAAGGUUAAAAUUAACUUGUCAAAAUUACUGGAAGCGAUAUUUUUGUAAUUUGGUGCGUUUUUUAAACAGUCGAAGGAAUUAAGUGUUCUAUUAAAAAAAAUAUUAAUAAAACUAA